GGGCUGUGUCUGAAGUCUUUUCCCCUAAACUCGUCGUCGCCAUUCCUGAGGCCCGGUCCUUGCGGAUCCCUCAGCGGCCGCGUUUUCGAGAUCUAGGAGAGGACCUUCAUCCACUUCAUCACAGCUUCUUCCCACUUCGGUGUUGAAAAUGCUUUACCUGAUUGGUCUGGGCCUGGGAGAUGCUGAGGAUAUCACUGUAAAAGGACUGGAAAUUGUAAAGAAAUGUAAUCGAGUGUACCUGGACAAUUACACCUCAAUCUUGUCUGUAGAAAAGGAAAGGCUGGAGCAGUUUUAUGGAAGACCAUUGAUUGUUGCUGACAGACAGACAGUGGAACAAGAAGCAGAACAGAUUAUAAAAGAUGCUGAUGUCAGUGAUAUUGCCUUUCUUGUUGUUGGAGAUCCCUUUGGGGCCACAACACACAGUGAUCUUAUUCUGAGAGCAGUAAAGAUGGGGGUCCCAUACCGAAUUAUUCAUAAUGCUUCCAUCUUGAGUGCUGUUGGCUGCUGUGGGUUGCAGUUGUAUAAUUUUGGAGAAGUAGCAUCCAUUGUUUUCUGGACAAAGACUUGGAAACCAGAAAGCUUCUUCGACAGAGUGAAGGCAAACAGACAAAAUGGCUUGCACACACUGUGCUUACUGGACCUCCAAAUAAAGGAACUGUCUUUGGAAAAUCUAAUAAAGGGAAGAAAGAUCUAUGAGCCUCCACGAUUCAUGACUGUGAACCAAGCAGCCCAGCAACUUCUGGAGAUUGUUCAAGACCAUAGAGCUCGCGGAGAGGAACCAGCUAUCACCGAGGAGACAAUAUGUGUGGGCCUGGCCAGGGUGGGAUCUGAGGAGCAGAAAAUUGCUGCUGGCACCUUACAGCAGAUGGCGACUGUGGACCUGGGCGGCCCUUUGCAUUCAUUAAUUAUAACAGGAAACUUGCAUCCUCUGGAGGUGGAAAUGUUGAAACUCUUUCCUAUGCCAGAGGACGGCUCAUAAACCCCAAGUGUUAAAAGCUCCUGCCACAGCCUCUGUUUCUACUCUCCUUUAUUGUGUCAGAUAUAAAUACAAAGAUAUGCACCUUCAAAAGACAAAAUAAAAUGGACAAACAUUUGGCUUCAUCCCAUGAACAAAAAAGGAAGACAAACUAAUCUAACAAAACCCACUUUCAUAUAGAGGCCACAUUAUAUUCCUUCUGAUGUCAUCAUUAGUUGGUGUCACCAUGACAAUUUCCCAAGAUUACUUUGUUUGUAGCAGGGUGCAGACAAGGUAGGAAAGUAAAAUAGACAUAGGCAGAAUGGUUUUAUAACUUCCUUCCCUUAAGAAAUUGGGUUAAAAACUGCCUUGACUCCAAUUAUGGGGUGUAACUUAGAGGGACAGUUGGAAUGUGAAUCAUUCUGACUUAAACCCAGCUCCUAUUUCUGAAGGGAAGAAAUGACAGCUGUUAGAAGAAAACUAAAUAAAUGAUUGGUAACAUUUCACUCACCAUAAUUUGCUUGUCACUUUUGUGCAAGUAUAGGUUGAAUUAUUUCUGCCUAGAGUUAAUGGUAAUGUUCAGAGACAGAUUUGGAGAGCACAAACCACCAUCCAGGUCCCACCCACCUAAAAGUAUGACAGCACAUAUUCUUUGUCAAGUGACACCCCUCUGAAUUGGCUCAUCUCAUUUAAGCUGACAUCCUAAUUAUGCAGUACAGGGUUGUGUAUUGUAUUGGAAAUGCUUGAUCAGCCACAGAGUUGCUAUUGGACUUGAAUUAAAUACCAUAUUUCUUAUCCAUGUCAAGAAAGGGAUCUGCAGAAAAAGAACAUUUUUUAAAACUUCAGAUACAACUAUAGUGUGUUAAUGAUUCAUCAUUCAGCAGUUCUUGUUGGGUUGUAUCAAUAGUACUUGUUAUGAAUCUUGGCCUCAGCGCCAUCUCUUGUGCAGUGACUUAUAGGUAAAUGUCUUCCUGUGGGUCUGAUCAAGUCAUCCAGCCUCUUUGUUACUGGGCAUAUAGCUUGUUUAAUUAUUUUUUGGAGAUAUUUAUUUAAAAUGUAUCUUGAAUAUGUAUAAGAUAAGAUGUAUCAAUGUUACACGGAUUGUGAGUUGGGGGAGGGAUAGUAAGCUAUAUCAAUACAAGUACUGUACUCUCUGCCAUCA
Molecule: messenger RNA, 2117 nt
Organism: Gracilinanus agilis (Agile Gracile Mouse Opossum)
Lineage: Eukaryota; Metazoa; Chordata; Mammalia; Didelphimorphia; Didelphidae
Gene: DPH5
Product: diphthamide biosynthesis 5
Exons: 8
Coding region: 149-979 (276 amino acids)
Biological process (GO): protein histidyl modification to diphthamide
Molecular function (GO): diphthine synthase activity
Source: RefSeq, a predicted model, not a curated record